This is a messenger RNA of Rubroshorea leprosula, 2034 nucleotides long. Lineage: Eukaryota; Viridiplantae; Streptophyta; Magnoliopsida; Malvales; Dipterocarpaceae. The record is from the annotation of a GenBank genome assembly.
UUGUUUCUAUUAGAAAUGAUCAUGGGGGAGAAUUUGAAAACAAUGAUUUUGAAGAUUUUUGCAUUGAACAUGGACUCUCUUGGAAAAUUUGAUUCUAAAAGUGAUGAAGGCAUCUUUGUUGGAUACCCUACUUCUAGUAAAGCUUACUGUGUGUAUAAUAAACGUACUAAAGUUGUUGAAGAAUCUAUUCAUGUGGUAUUUGAUGAGACUAACCCUAUUUGCUCUAGAAAGUCUUGUAAUGAUGAUGAUGUAGAUGCCAUUGGAAAACAAAUAAAAGAUAUAAAUCUCAAGGAGGAUAACACCAAGGAAGCUCAAGAUGAGAAAAAUGAGGAGGACAAACAUGAAGAAGUGCAACAAACACAUGAGCUAAGAGAACCAACUUUCCCAAGAGAAAGAUCCUAUGUCAGAGGUAAUGAAAUUCUUGGGGAUCCAUCAAAAGGGGUAAUUACUAGAUCUCAUGCUCAUAAUACUUGUGCUUUCAUUGCCUUUAUAUCUCAAAUUGAACCAAAUAAUCUUGAUGAUAGUUUAAAUUAUCCUAAUUGGGUGAUGGCUAUGCAAGAAGAAUUAGCUCAAUUUGAAAGAAAUAAGGUUUGGAAUCUUGUUUCUAGACCUAAAGACCAUCCCAUCAUAGGAACUAAAUGGGUUUUUAGAAAUAAGUUAGAUGAGAAUGGAAUUGUGGUUAGAAACAAGGCAAGACUAGUUGCUAAAGGCUAUUGUCAAGAGGAAGGAAUUGAUUUUGAUGAGACUUUUGCCCUAGUAGCUAGACUUGAAGCAAUUAGAAUGUUAUUGGCUUUUGCAUGCUUUAAAGGUUUUACACUUUAUCAAAUGGAUGUUAAAAGUGCUUUUCUAAAUGGUUAUAUUCAAGAAGAGGUUUAUGUUGAGCAACCUCCCAGUUUUGAAGAUCCAUCUUAUCCAAACCAUGUUUAUAAACUUUCAAAGGCUUUAUAUGGCUUAAAACAAGCUCUUAGAGCUUGGUAUGAAAGAUUAAGUAGUUUUUUGCUUGCAAAUGGUUUUUCUAGAGGAAGAGUUGAUACCACCUUGUUUGUGAAAAACAAAGGCCAAGAUAUACUAAUUGUCCAAAUCUAUGUUGAUGAUAUUGUGUUUGGUGCUACUAAUGAUUUUCUUUGUCAAGAGUUUUCCAAAGCUAUGCAAGGUGAAUUUGAAAUGAGCAUGAUGGGUGAGCUCAACUUCUUCUUGGGACUUCAAAUCAAACAAUCCAAAGAACAGAUGGCUACGUUCAUGCUCAAUGACAGCCAAGAAAAGCAAGUGUGGGCAGCUAAAUUGGCUGGCUCUGGUAUUGUUUCUUUUGCAGCUAUGCUCAACACUGGGAACUUUGUGCUGGCAAGCCAGGACUCCACCACUAUGCUCAACACUGAGAACUUUGCGCUGGCAAGCCAGGACUCCACCAGGCCGCCAUUGGGGAACUCUGCUUUCCCUCAACAGGCGUAUUUGGAGAUCACAAUUUUGUUCUAUCGGGGCCGCAAUGACGACCAGAAAGGCGAGAAGGUCAAACUCAUACAGGAAAAUUCUAAUGCAAAGGCGAAUUCAGAAUCAAAGGAAAUGAAGCUUGAAGGCGAUGCAGUGAUGAUCUUAGUAGGACUAACCGUAGGCGCCCCUCUUCCUUUGAAGCUCUCCGGCAGCUAUCCGGGGUCCAUCGGAUUCAAUUCCGACGGUUCUGUCUAUCUUGAUGGGAUUAAACUUGUGUUUGGAUCAAAAAAAGAAGACUGGGGAAAAUCAGAGAAAGUGAUAGGUUGUGGGUCCAAUCCACGGCAAAAGAAAGCGUUUUUUUCCAGUAGAUUCGCAGCUGGUGCAUGUGAUAAAUUGUAAAACAGAGGAAUUUGGAACUCCCCUGAAUUUUACAGUAAUCUUUCAAAGAAUACUUCAAAAGCGUGAGUCUUGUGUACUUUCUCACAGUUUGGCUUUGUAAAUCAAACUUGUAAUCUUUUUGUUAACCUCAGACAAAUUCUCAAUUUCUUGCGCCUUAGGGAUUUUGCAAAUCAUUUGUCAUCCCGCCAAGAAAUUUGGUUGAUUUGA